UCCCACCACUAGGUGCUGCUUGCUCCUGCACCCAGGGCUUUCCCCCAGGCGCCCUGGUCACGUGCUCAUGGAUGUUGAUGCAGACCAGCAGAGACCGGGGCCGCGGAUCAUGGCUGAGGACGUGUCAGAGGAGAAUCUAACCACUGGGCUGUCGCUGCUCGUCAAGGUGGGAAACGCACUCCUGGAGACGGCGAAGCAGGAAGCAGAAGCCUCUCUGGAGACGUUUGUCCCACGAAGGAUCACGACCCUGUACGGUCUGCUGACGGCCGGAGCGGACCUGUACAAAAGACUGGGAGUGAAGAAGAAGAGCGAGGCCGAGGCACUUUGGCAGAAGUCUGAACACCACGAUGCUGUGAGAGAACAGGUGGAGGAACUUCUGCAGCUGGAGGUCUGUUUGUUCAAACAUUUAGUCAUUGCGUUGACCUUUUUGGUCCGGUUCGUGGAGAGGUCUGUGUUUGUGCUGCAGAGGAGGUGGGACUCCUUCCUGGAGGCGGUGGGCACACGUCUGCAGACGGAGGAUGGAGGCGCCGCCACAGGCAGUCUGAGCCCUGACGCUGUGCUGACGGAGGCGCUGAGUGGACGGGCUGUAACUCUGGGUCGGUACCUGGGUCAGGGUCACAGGCUGCUGCUGGUUCUCAUCAGACAUUUUGGGUGCCUGGCGUGUAGAGACCACGUGGCCGAGCUGCUGAACAGCCAGGCCGACCUGGAAGCUCGGUCCAUGCGGGUCCUGGUGGUUUCGUUCGGCAGCAGAGAAGGAGCUCAGAUGUGGCUGGAGCAGACUGGAUGCAGCUUCGAGAUGGUGCUGGAUCCACAGAGACAGAUCUACAGGACUUUGGGCCUUAGCUCGUCUUUCACCAAGGUGAUGAAGUUCAGCUGCCUGCUGCAGUACUCGGAGUACGGCGCUGUGGACAGAGACUUCCCCGACGUCCCCUCUCGUCUGCUGGAGGACAUCUACCAGCUGGGAGGUGACUUCCUGCUGGAUGACACGGGGAAGGUGCUUCUGUCCCACGCGUCUGAUCACCCUCUGGACCGGCCGACGGUGGCCCACAUCCUGGAGGCCGUGGAGGCUGUGGAGGCCGAGGGCCGCUCUACAAGCCCAGCAUAGAAACAGCACAGAGGCUGGGAGAGGAAUGAGACACCACAGAAGAAGAAACGCAUCCUCUUUAAUGUCAGUGUAGACUCUUAAUAACAGUCAUUUAUAGUAGAUAAAAGACAUCAUAUACUAUAUGUAAUGUAAAAAUGCAUUUAAAACAGAUUGUUUUAUCAGUUGUCUCAAUCUGAUUGAUUUUAGAUGUUCUAAAUAAACCUGUGUCGAUUCUA
This is a messenger RNA of Betta splendens (Siamese fighting fish), 1320 nucleotides long. It is a transcript of the gene selenol, whose product is annotated as selenoprotein L. Bases 68 to 1105 code for a protein of 345 amino acids. The record is from RefSeq and is a predicted model, not a curated record. Lineage: Eukaryota; Metazoa; Chordata; Actinopteri; Anabantiformes; Osphronemidae. The transcript is spliced from 8 exons.